Molecule: messenger RNA, 2031 nt
Organism: Saimiri boliviensis boliviensis (Bolivian squirrel monkey)
Lineage: Eukaryota; Metazoa; Chordata; Mammalia; Primates; Cebidae
Gene: DDX39B
Product: DExD-box helicase 39B
Molecular function (GO): ATP binding; RNA helicase activity; nucleic acid binding
Source: RefSeq, a predicted model, not a curated record
GGGUCUGCCGUUUCCUAGUGCGUGCACAGCCGCCCUGAGGUCACCUUCACUACAGGGCCAAGGACCCCGUGGGAAUGCACAGGCUUCGCCACUCUGGUUCCCCGCGCGUCCAUGAAGGGGUGCCUAGAGAGAAGACCUGCGUGGCAAAAACCUGAACGAAGAGAUGAGGGGCAUGGAGAAGAGUAGAAAAAGAUUAGAAACAUAACAGUGGGAGGAGAUGUUAGUUUCCUUUAUAACUUUUGUUACUGGCGGUAGCAGGGAAGUUAGAAAUUGUUUUUAAAAAAAUUUCAGACAGGCAUUUUCCAAAGGCAAGCCUGGAGCGCGCGGAUCUAUACAACUGCGGAAGGCCCCGUUUCCGGUCCUUUGCGCCUGCGCUCUUGCAGCCAAGAAGGCGGGAGGCCCCAGUAGAGAGAAGCCUGCAACCGGAAGUGAAGGCAGAUUUCCCUCCUUCGUCGCUGUUGCUGCCGCCAUACGCGCUCUCCCUGCUUAGAACCCGUCCAGAGGCCCCUUCCCUUUUUCCCCUGCCGGCCCAGUUAUGGCAGAGAACGAUGUAGACAAUGAGCUCUUGGACUAUGAAGAUGAUGAGGUCGAGACAGCAGCUGGGGGAGAUGGGGCUGAGGCCCCUGCCAAGAAGGAUGUCAAGGGCUCCUAUGUCUCCAUCCACAGCUCUGGCUUUCGUGACUUCCUGCUCAAGCCAGAGUUGCUCCGGGCCAUUGUCGACUGUGGCUUUGAGCAUCCAUCAGAAGUCCAGCAUGAGUGCAUCCCUCAGGCCAUUCUGGGAAUGGAUGUCCUGUGCCAGGCCAAGUCGGGCAUGGGAAAGACAGCAGUGUUUGUGUUGGCCACACUGCAACAGCUGGAGCCAGUUACUGGGCAGGUGUCUGUGCUGGUGAUGUGUCACACUCGGGAGUUGGCUUUUCAGAUCAGCAAGGAAUAUGAGCGCUUCUCUAAAUAUAUGCCCAAUGUCAAGGUUGCUGUGUUUUUUGGUGGUCUGUCUAUCAAGAAGGAUGAAGAGGUGCUGAAGAAGAACUGCCCGCAUAUCGUCGUGGGGACUCCAGGCCGUAUCCUAGCCCUGGCUCGAAAUAAGAGCCUCAACCUCAAACACAUUAAACACUUUAUUUUGGAUGAAUGCGAUAAAAUGCUUGAACAGCUCGACAUGCGUCGGGAUGUCCAGGAAAUUUUUCGCAUGACCCCCCACGAGAAGCAGGUCAUGAUGUUCAGUGCUACCUUGAGCAAAGAGAUCCGACCAGUCUGCCGCAAGUUCAUGCAAGAUCCAAUGGAGAUCUUCGUGGAUGAUGAGACGAAGUUGACGCUGCAUGGAUUGCAGCAGUACUACGUGAAACUGAAGGACAACGAGAAGAACCGGAAGCUCUUUGAUCUUCUGGAUGUUCUUGAGUUCAACCAGGUGGUGAUCUUUGUGAAGUCUGUGCAGCGGUGCAUUGCCUUGGCCCAGCUACUGGUGGAGCAGAACUUCCCAGCCAUUGCCAUCCACCGUGGGAUGCCCCAGGAGGAGAGGCUUUCUCGGUAUCAGCAGUUUAAAGAUUUUCAACGACGAAUUCUUGUGGCUACCAACCUAUUUGGCCGAGGCAUGGACAUCGAGCGGGUGAACAUUGCUUUUAAUUAUGACAUGCCUGAGGAUUCUGACACUUACCUGCAUCGGGUGGCCAGAGCAGGCCGGUUUGGCACCAAGGGCUUGGCGAUCACAUUUGUGUCUGAUGAGAAUGAUGCCAAGAUUCUCAAUGAUGUGCAGGAUCGCUUUGAGGUCAAUAUUAGUGAGCUGCCUGAUGAGAUAGACAUCUCCUCCUACAUUGAACAGACACGGUAGAGGACUCGCCCAUUCUGGAAUGUGACUGGCCUUCAGGAGACGAUAUCAGGGUGGGGGUGAAGGAGACACUACUGCCCCCAUCCCUGACAGCCCCCACCCCAUGGCUUCCGUCUUUUGCAUCACCACCACUCCUGAACCCCCAUUUCUGAUUUGUCAGAAUUUUUUUUUUUAACAAAACUAAAAAUGAAACACAUGUGUCUGUGGUAUCU